GUUACGAGCUGUCUUGAUGUCAAACCUUUAAUCUUACACUAAAAACAAUAACAAAUAAAUAAAAACCGUUGUUAUUGCUUACAUUGUCUGUAAAAAUAAUAAUUAAAGUGUAUGUUACAAACAUUAAGUGUAAUCUGAGUUGUAAGAAUGACUAUACAAGACUCUAAACCGGAGCCGGAGGAGACCAAUCGCAUGCUAGCGAGUGCUUCCUUUGUGGGACUGCUCAUCGUGAUCGGUCUGCCGCUCUGGUGGAAGACCACAGAAGUCUACAGAGUGUCGCUACCAUACGACAAGAUCAGCGCGUUCAACACACAGGCGCAUUUCAUCACCACUGAGUUAACUGUCCUAGCAACUGAUGAGAAGACCGCAGCUGAUGUCGCUGAGCUCAUUGAGAAAGCAUUCAAAGAUUGUGAUGUCCUAAAACUCAAGAUAACGAGAGGCGUGCUACCUGAGGGUCUGCGCAGGAGUUUGGAUUCUAUUGCGGAGGAACAGGAAGCGGUUGAAGAAGUGGGAGGUGCAUUUGACCUCACACAACACAACAAGCUGUACGUGGUGCAGAGGUCACCGUUGUUCCAGGAUGUCUGGCUCGGUACUGAGAGGGUGGUCUUCUUUAGGGAUGCCAAGGCGGCCGAUACCCUUGCGAAAGUCCUAAAGCAAUGGAUCUACGAGCCAUCAGUGCUUAGAGGUGCGAGGUCUGAGACAGCGGACUCAACGCGGCGGGUACGCUUCCCGCCGGGUCAAGGGUACCAUGUGGUGCUGUCCGUGGUGCACCCAAAGCCACAGGAUCUGAAGGUGGAAUUUAACGCGAGAGAUGCGGUUGAAGAAUACAUCGGUUCGUUCGUGGACGAGCUGGACGUGUUGCACAACUUCACGCUCAAGUCGCAGUGGCUCUAUCUCCUCAACUUUGACUUCCAAGCCACUGAGGUGAAGGACGACAGUGAGUGGACAAGGCACUGGGCGGUGCGCGAGGAGAGGCUGCACUUGUUGCUGACUGCGCUGGAGGGUCGCGCCGCCACACAUGUCUCUGACCUGCCCACACUCAACCUCGCCUUCUACAUACUGCCUUGUGCAUAUGCGCCUUUAGUCAUCUAUGACUCUGAUAAUAAAAAAGUAUCGGGUCCAGUGCAAGCGUUCAUGUCCCCGAAGUGGGGGGGCGUGGUGUUCAGUAACCCCGCCCCCUCCGACUGCGGCCACACCCCCACCUGGACUCCGCCAAUCACACUCAUCAUGGGCACCUUCAUAGCUCAGCUCCGGGAACUGCUCGGCAUCACUGACAAGGCAAGUAUAUCAGGUGCUCACCUGGAGCAGCUGAGGUCAGUGUCGCCGCGGCGCUGGGAAGUGGACAGUUUGCUGCGCCUGCGCACGCUGGAGCAGCUCUCCGCAGCGCACCAUGACCUGAGAUCUCUCGCGCAGCUGCUCGGUGAGAUAUCAAACAUAGUGAUAAACGACGAGGUGGGCGCGUCCAUUAACUCUGCGGUGACGUCAUCUGUGGGCGCGGGGGAGGCGGCGGCGAGGGGGGAGCUGCUGCGCGCCUACCGCACCUCCCUUGACGCCUUCCUCGCCGCUGAGAGCGCCUUCAUGGAGCCCAGCCUCCUCGCCCUGCUGUACUUCCCUGAUGAUCAGAAAUACGCGAUUUAUAUCCCUCUGUUCCUGCCCAUCAUGUUCCCUGUCGUGCUAUCAUUGAAGAACUUAAUACUCUGGCUGCGGAAGAAACCUCAACCUGAAGCUAAAGUAAAGACUGAUUGAAACAAAUUGAUUGUUAAAUUAUU
Papilio machaon (common yellow swallowtail) is the source of this 1769-nucleotide messenger RNA. It is a transcript of the gene PIG-S, whose product is annotated as GPI transamidase component PIG-S. Lineage: Eukaryota; Metazoa; Arthropoda; Insecta; Lepidoptera; Papilionidae. The coding region runs from base 148 to 1746 and encodes 532 amino acids. The record is from RefSeq and is a predicted model, not a curated record. Gene Ontology annotation, cellular component: GPI-anchor transamidase complex. The transcript has 11 exons. Gene Ontology annotation, biological process: attachment of GPI anchor to protein.